Messenger RNA from Uloborus diversus, 1179 nucleotides. It is a transcript of the gene Sap47, whose product is annotated as synapse-associated protein 1-like. The coding region runs from base 1 to 1179 and encodes 392 amino acids. The transcript has a single exon. Gene Ontology annotation, cellular component: synapse; cytoplasm. The record is from RefSeq and is a predicted model, not a curated record. NCBI's taxonomy places the organism in Eukaryota, Metazoa, Arthropoda, Arachnida, Araneae, Uloboridae.
AUGGAUUUACUGUGGAAAGUUAGCUCCAAAGCGAAAGAAAUGUUGUCUCAGAAAGAUGACGCUACUGAGAGCCCUGAGGCAUCAAAGGGGGAACCCCCCAUUGGUUUUACUGCUGGUCUUGGAGCAGAAAAACCAGCUUCUUCUUUAAGUCUUGAAACUCAACAAGGUAAUUCAGACAGAGAAGUCUCUUCAGAAAGUGAAAAUGUAGAUACCGAACGAAGUCCUAGUCCUGUUUCCAAAGAGUCAGAACCUACCCUUGAAAUCGGGGACGAAUCAGAAAAUAGCAAUGUCAAAGUGGGCCUAUCUGCAGGCGAUCUGAAAGAUGCGUCUCAGAAAGCAGUAGAAACUGCUAAGGAAUCUGCUAAGUCGUUCGGAAGUUUCCUGUAUGGCAUUGCAAAUAAAACUGGCCGUACCUUGACCGAAACUGCUAAGCAGCUCAAAACAACUGUGGAAGAAAACAGCAUCUUGGGAGACUUUAACAAAGAGCAACAGGCUUUUGCCACCAGUAAGAAUUCUGAGUCGAAAGAUGAAAGCCCUCCUCCCUGGGUUGGAACUGAGGAUGAAGAAAACCUGAAACAGCAAAUUUUGUCUUUGUCGGCCGAUCGCCGAAAUUUCCUCAGGAGUCCUCCUACGGGGGUGAAGUUUGACUUUGAUUUCGACAGCAUGUAUCCUGUCGCUAAGACCAUGCUGAAAGAGGAUCCGGCUCUAGAAACUAUGAGAUUUGAAAUCGUUCCGAAACUCAUCAACGAAGAAAACUUCUGGAGGAAUUAUUUUUACCGAGUUUCCCUCGUGAAACAGUCCUCAAAGCUGAACAAAAUGCAAAAGGAUAGCAGUGGUGACAGCAGUUCUUCGUCUUCGAGGAGGAGCCUCUCUAAUGAGAGCAUCAAGGGAAUGGAGAAAACUGGCAUCGAAAAUGAAGCUUUUGAUGCAUCUGAUAGCCCCACACAGGAGUUUGUGAGCGAUGCUUUUCAGGCGAACCGGGUCUCCGAAGAAGACAUAAAGCAGGGUAUGAAAAUGCUUGGGGUCACUGAAAAAGCUUCCAAAGAAGAUGACUGGGAGAGGGAGAUGCAGCAGGAACUACAAGAGUAUGAAGUUGUGGCUGAAGGGAACGAUGAUGACCACGAUUGGGAGAAUGAAAUUGAGGAAAUGCUCGAUGAGAAAGUGAAAGACGUGGUUUAA